Nerophis lumbriciformis (worm pipefish) is the source of this 3174-nucleotide messenger RNA. The record is from RefSeq and is a predicted model, not a curated record. NCBI's taxonomy places the organism in Eukaryota, Metazoa, Chordata, Actinopteri, Syngnathiformes, Syngnathidae.
AUGUAUUGUUGCAGCGGGCAGCAAAGUAAAAUGGACUACAAGCGUCGCUUUUUGCUCGGCGGGUCCAAGCAGAAAGUCCAACAGCACCAGCAGUACCAGAUGCCUGAGUUAAGCCGGACCCUUAACGCCUCGCUGGCCUCAUCCUGUUCGGCCUCCUCCAUGGGCGUUCCCGGCGGGUGCCACCCGCCCGCCGCCUCCUCCACAGCAGUGGCCGACAUCCAGCAGGGCAUCUCCAAGUAUUUGGACGCCCUCAACGUCUUCUGCCGGGCCAGCGCCUUCCUUACCGACCUGUUCAGUAGCGUGUUCAGGAACUCUCAAUACUCCAAAGCAGCUAUGCAACUGAAGGACGUGCAGGAACACGUCAUGGAAGCGGCCAGCCGGCUGACGGCAGCCAUCAAGCCGGAGAUCGCCAAAAUGCUCAUGGAGCUUAGCGCUGGGGCCGCCAACUUCAAAGAUCAGAAUGACUUCAACCUGCAAGAUGUUGAGGUCUUGGGUCGAUGCUUCUUGACGGUGAUGCAGGUACACUUCCAGUUCCUUUCGCAGACCUUGCAGAAAGUCCAGCCUGUGGCCCAGUCUUGCCUGGCAGAGGCUCUGGCGCAGGCUCAGGAGCGCUCGGCCAACGCUCGGGCUCAGAGUGCCGAGCUCGGGGCACUAACGGAGCUGGAGGAGGCCUCCCGUUCAUGGAAAGGUGCAGCUGAGGCCACAUCAAGGCUACGGGAGAGGGGUCGCGAUGGCUGCCUGGCAGGCCUCCAGGUCCAGCAGCUCUUCUGUUCACACAACACGAACAUCCCGGAGCACCAGCUGAAGGAGCUCAACAUUAAGAUUGACACCGCUUUACAGGCAUACAAGGCAGCACUGGAGAGCCUGGGCCACAGUGAGUAUGCGCUAAAGGCUGGCUUCCAUUUCAGCCCCAAGUGCGUGGAGGCAGCCUUGCAGGGCUGCUGCAGCGAGGCUGAAGCACAGCAGGCUGGUCGAAUGCAGACCACCUCCCAGCCUAUCCAACGCGAGUUGCCUACAAUUCCCGUGCAGAUUGGCACACAUUUUCUUAAGGGUGUGUCUUUCAACGAGUCUGCAGCGGAGAACCUCAAAUUGAAAAUGCAAACUAUGCUGCAGCUCAUUAAGGAGGCACUGGGCCAAAAUGGGGUGACCCCCAGGGAUGACUCCCCUGUCACCGAAGUGCUCAACCAAGUGUGUCCAUCCAGUUGGAGGGGAGCCUGCAAGACUGCUGUUCAGCUCUUAUUUGCCCAGGCUGGUCUGGUUGUGGUGGACACCGCUCAGAUCGAGAACAAGGAGUCAUAUGCGCCUCACAUCACCCUCGAAGGGUCCAGACUGGUGGUCCAGGUUCCUUCCACGUGGUGUCUGAAGGAGGACCCAGCCACCAUGUCCUUGCUUCAGCGUAGCCUUGACCCGGAAAAGACGCUCGGCCUUGUGGAUGUGCUCUACACAGCAGUGUUUGACAUAAAUAGAUGGAAAGAGAGGAAAGAGCAAUCCUUGCCGACGAUCCAGAUUCAACUGCAGCGGGAGAGCCCGGACUUUGCCGGCCAUGCUGAUUUGACACCUGGCACCAGCUCAAAGGCCAGCAGCGGUCUUCCUAAAACCAUCUCCAAGCUGACUUCCAAGUUCACCAGGAAGGUGUCGUCUAGCUCUAACAGCGGCGGAAGCUACUCCAUCCCUAGCACACCGUCCCGUAGCAUGCCAUCGGGUGGCGGCACUGACGACAAAGCCAAGAAUUUGGGCCACAGUGAGAGUCGUCUACACAGCCUGCUACAGAUGGGCGCCCUGUCUGCAGGCCCCGAUGCGGGCGCUCACAACCUGCUGGCUAAUGGUUUGGCGUGUGACGAGCAGGGCAUGAACCUCCCGACUGACCAGGAGAUGCAGGACGUCAUCGACUUUCUUUCAGGGUUCAACAUGGGCAAAUCCCAGCAGGCCUCCCCACUCGUCAAGAGGAGGAACUCUGUGGCGUCAGCCAACCCCGCCGAGCUCAAACCCCCUGCCGGGCCUGCUCCGACGUCCCCGGUUAUAUCUCACGGCGCCCAGCCUCCAACACCCCCGUCCCAACAGCAACAACAACCGCCCACACCUCGCCAGCCUUCCCCCCAAGCACUGCAGUAUUACCAGCACCUCCUGCAGCCCAUCAGCCAACAACAACCACAACAACCGCAAUUGCCACCACAACUCCCUACCCUGCAGCAGAGGGCGGCCAGCAAGUGGCCCGGCUCGUCUGGCCAGCAACCUCCGCCCGGAGGGUUGUCACCCCUGGGUCCCAUCGGCCAGUGGGGCGGCUCCCCAGGGCUGCCAGACUUAAGCUCGGACUUGUACAGCCUGGGUCUGGUGAGCACAUACAUGGACAGCGUCAUGUCUGAGGUGCUGGGCCAGAAGCCCCAGGGGCCCCGCAACAACACCUGGCCCAACAGGGAUCAGAGUGACGGAGUCUUCGGGGCCUUGGGAGACACGCUGCCUUUUGACCCCGCAGUGGGCUCUGACCCAGAAUUUGCGCGUUACGUGGCCGGCGUGAGCCAGGCCAUGCAGCAGAAGCGCCAGGUGCAACACCCACGCCGCCCCAGCAACCCUCGUAGCAACUGGCCCAUGCCUGAUGAACAGCACCGGACGUGGAUGCACCCAGAGUUCUACAGCGAGGGUGAGGCGGUCAGUACCAGCUGGUCGGCCAAUCAGGGAGACUCCGCCAGCUCUAGCGAUGAGACCUCCUCUGCUAAUGGAGACAGCCUCUUCUCCAUGUUCUCUGGACCCGAUCUGGUGGCGGCCGUCAAGCAAAGAAGGAAACACAGCUGUGGUGAGCCAGAAGCGUGCACUUUGCCCUCACCGGCUCUCCAUCAUGUGGCUGAUGACAACCAGGACAGCAAAACGAAAACAUGGCCUCCCAAAGCGCCGUGGCAGCACUCGGCCCACGGCUGCGUGACAGAUCCAACAUCUUCCUUGUACCACCAGAUAAACCUAGCGCCACCAUCGUCGUCUCAGUGGAGCGACUCCAUGCAGAUGCUGCGCUCGCCAGUGUGGGCUGCCGCCAGCGGAGGGGGCGGGGAUUGCUCCCCUUCGUCAGCCGCAGUUUCCUCACCGUUCCCUUUCAGUCAACAGCAACAGCUGAAAGGCAUGAAGGCCUUCAAGUCGUUCCCCCUAAAACACGAGCACAGGUCCUCCUUCCUGCAUCAAUACUGA